This is a messenger RNA of Clupea harengus (Atlantic herring), 1519 nucleotides long. It is a transcript of the gene nrsn1l, whose product is annotated as neurensin 1-like. Lineage: Eukaryota; Metazoa; Chordata; Actinopteri; Clupeiformes; Clupeidae. Gene Ontology annotation, biological process: nervous system development. Gene Ontology annotation, cellular component: neuron projection; neuronal cell body; transport vesicle. The record is from RefSeq and is a predicted model, not a curated record.
CGGCUGUACGAUUGCGCAUGUGUAAUUCGGCGCCACUGAGCGUAAACUUUGGACGUGCGGGAAAGUGGCAGCGGGACGUAAUGGGACGCGCGUAAGGAAACGGCAGGGAUCGAUCACUCGAAGCAGGGUGAGAAGGAUGGCAUCAUGCUCCGAGAUCUGCGGGUCUGAACAGUCGGAGCGCGCUCCGAACCCCACGGAGUCGGGCUGCCACAGGUAUGGCGUGCGCUCGUACCUGCACCACUUCUACGAGGAGUGCACCGCCUCGGUGUGGGAGCGACGCAACGAGGAUUUCCAGACCCAGAGAUCGCCGCGCUGGUGGAGCUCGGGCCUCUGGAAGGUCUCUCUUGUGUUCGGCACCUUGGUGUUGGCAAUAGGCCUGGUGGUGUUUGUGGUGGGCUGCACCAUCCCCUCCCGCAUCGAGGCCUUCGGUGAGGGGGAGCUGCUGUUCGUGGACCGGCAGGCUGUCCGCUUCAACGAGGGGCUCCAGAUGAGCAUCCAGGCCGGGGCCGGGAUGCUUUGCCUGGGGGGCCUGGUGGUGGCCGGCAGCCUCUUUGCGUCAGCCUUCGCCAGGGGCCCCAGCAAAGACGUGAACCAGAGCCCUCCGGCCAAAGACAGGGGGAGGGAAAGGAAGAGAGGGAAGAGAGGCAGGAAAGUACCUUCUGAGCCCGUCACCAAGCCCCCGACCCCCAUCUCGAGUGAGACAGGGGUGCCUGUCACCCUGACGAGAGUAGAAAACAUCCAGCCCCCUUCGGAAGAACCCCCCUCCUCUCCAUCUCACUAGCGUUGGUUCCACAGAAAAAUAUCUGCUGCGUGAUACAGUGGAAGAACAACUGGGAAUUGUGAACUUAAGUUUGAACAGGAGAGAAUGCGAGCCUUUGUCUGGUGGUCGGUGUUGUACUGAUUGCUUGUGUCUUUUCUCUUUCAGCAAUUCAAAUGGAACAUGGGUUGCAGUUUUAGUCAUAUGGGAAAUGUUCUGCGGUAGAGAUAAGUUAUUGUUUUCAUUUGAGAUUCUUAGGAAAAAAAGAACAGUUUAUUUCACAGAAGCAAAGAACAACUCUGAGUCUGUGUAACAGACUUCCCUAGGGGAAUCUGCACAGAUCUCGCUCCUUUCUCUCGCUCUCUUUCUUUUCCCUACCACCAAUUCAAAGCACAUUUAACUUGCACUUCUGGUUACUUGGCAAUGUCUUACAGUAUAUCCUACUUUUACAAAUGGAAAAAAAAAACAUUCCAAUAGCUAAUGUCCUCUGAUUUCACCUUCACUGACAUCUCAAAGCCCAUAGGUAAGACUUUUACACAGGCACUUGAAAGGACGACAAUAUGUGUUGGGUCCUUCAGCUCCAUCUCCACAACAAACCACAGUAGAAUCACACAAUAAAGAAUGGAGUCGUGUUGUUUUCCGUGUCCGUGACAUUGCAGUUGUUGAUGUCCUUGACCUUGGUCAUCCAGAGGAAAGGUAUGAUCAUAGACAGUUGAUCCUUAAAACAUGUAUUAAAUAAAUAUCAGCAUUCCAAAAAUGCUA